GAAAAUUUAUGAGCACUACGAAAGAAUCGCUUACACAUUCCAUUUAUUCACCUAAAUUUUAUUGUUGAAAGAUUUGCGAAACUAUAUCAGCGUUUUUUCUUGGUUUAGUGUCCUAAUUUCCAGAUUUCAAUCCUCCAAAGUACACGAAUUCUUGCACAGAAUAAAAUGAAACUUAUACAGUUUGAGAUUAAUUGGUUGAUAUUUUCUUUUGUCUUUGUCUUCUCGUCUGCCCAAAAGGAACAAGUGAAAAACGACGAUAAUGAACUGCUACUAUCUAUUGUUAUAUUCAGAGAAGGAGAUCGUACACCUUUAAUUCUUCAAGAAAAUGAUCCAUUUAUGGAGAAAUGGGUAGCUUCAGGCUUGGGAAUACUAACUAAGGUUGGCAGGAAAAAGAUGCACUCGUUUGGCAAAUACCUCCAGAAACGCUACAAAACGAAUCUGGACCCGAUAAAAUUACGAAAAUCUAUCACAGUCCACUCCGUCGAGUAUGACCGUCAUAUCAGAUCCGCCAGAGAGGUGAUCACAGGCUUGUUAUCCACUUUCCCACGAUCCAUACGGAGACCCUACAUUCCGAUCAUCACAGAUUCGACUGAAAGCGUCAGGAUGAUAGAGCCCUGUCCUGCAUACGAGAAAGAGCUUCAGAAUUUCAUCCACAAGAAUAAUACCUUCAGUCAGUUGGAUCUGGACGAAAAGGAUAUUUACAAUUUGAUCCAGCAAAACACCAAAUGCUCGUGCAACAGCUUUAGGGACGUUAAGAAAUGCGUGGAUCCGAUGGUUUGCGAAAGAUCAGAAGGCUUAGGGUUACCUUCAUGGUGUAACGAAACUUGCUAUCAACGUGUGAUGCACCUGCUUGAUAUGGAUUGGAAGGUUGAAGUGUCUGAUCCUAAACUGUUGAAUCUGAGGAUGCAGCCUUUCGUGGAUCUGAUGUUGAAGAAGAUGAACGGCUACGUGACAGGUUCGGAGAAGGAGUUUCAGCUCUUCCUAUACUCAUCAAUCGGCUACGCCAUACCAGUGCUCAUGGACAGCAUUGGAGUGGACAACAUAACACCACAUGUUCCCAAAUUCGGAGCAGCCUUGAUCGUGGAAUUGAGGGAUGUUGGCGGGAAAAAAAUCGUCAAUAUGUACUACCAGAGUUCGAAAGUUGGAGAAUUGAAAAAAUUAUCCAUAAGAGGUUGUGGAGAAGAUUGUGAAUACAGCGAGAUUUUAAAAUUGCUUCCACCUCUGCUAAAGAAGAAACGCCUGUCAUGCGCUAAGUGAUUUUUGUCGUAUUUUACGUAAUAAAUUUUACAUUGA
Coccinella septempunctata (seven-spotted ladybird) is the source of this 1293-nucleotide messenger RNA. RefSeq names its product testicular acid phosphatase homolog. Gene Ontology annotation, molecular function: phosphatase activity. The record is from RefSeq and is a predicted model, not a curated record. NCBI's taxonomy places the organism in Eukaryota, Metazoa, Arthropoda, Insecta, Coleoptera, Coccinellidae. The transcript has 3 exons. Gene Ontology annotation, biological process: dephosphorylation. The coding region runs from base 166 to 1257 and encodes 363 amino acids.